AUGAAAAUGUUUGCACUUGAGUGCAACUUUGAGCACCCUGUGCAUUCGAUGGUGUUAGAUGUCAGUGACAAAAGCUGGUUGAAGUACUUUACACCUGAAGAAAUUCAAGAAAUCAAGAAUCAUCAAAAGAAAGUACUAGUAGAUUUGCCUUCUACAAUUGAAGACUAUAUAAAGAAACUUCGUGAGUGCCAAAACGUUACUAUGUUGAAAUCAAUGUUGACACAAGAGUUAAGCUAUCCUGGUUGCGAAUGGAUAAGAUCCUCUCUUCUCCAAUAUAUCCAUCUCUUCAAAUGUAAUUACUUACCUUUAUCAGCGCAAACAGAAGGCGACAUACUUCGACGAAUUUGCUUUUUUGUUGAUACUGCCUUUGACUAUUCAAAGCUUGAUUGCCGAGGGUAUUGUAUAAAUGCUUAA
Mucor mucedo is the source of this 414-nucleotide messenger RNA. RefSeq lists its product as uncharacterized. Bases 1 to 414 code for a protein of 137 amino acids. NCBI's taxonomy places the organism in Eukaryota, Fungi, Mucoromycota, Mucoromycetes, Mucorales, Mucoraceae. The record is from RefSeq and is a predicted model, not a curated record. The transcript has 2 exons.